Messenger RNA from Parascedosporium putredinis, 1335 nucleotides. Lineage: Eukaryota; Fungi; Ascomycota; Sordariomycetes; Microascales; Microascaceae. The record is from the annotation of a GenBank genome assembly.
AUGGAAACAAAGGACGAGGUUCAACUUGUAGAGGAGAGCAGCUCCGAUGCACUCAGGCCCACCCUCUCUUCAGUUACCUUGGAUCCCGCCGCGGAAGCCGCAGUCCGGAAGAAGUUGGAUUGGCGCAUCAUGCCGAUUGUGGUCUUGAUUUAUCUAUUUGCGUUUAUAGACAGGACCAAUGCGGGCAACGCGCGAGUCCUUGGCAUGGACGAGGAUCUACACCUCGACGGGUUCCGGUUCAACAUUUCCUUGACGGCCUUUUAUGUCCCUUAUAUUCUUUUCGAAGUGCCCGCCAACAUGCUGUGCAAAGCUAUCGGGCCCAAAAUCUGGAUUCCUGCUUUAACGGCCUCUUUCGGCAUCGUCGUCCUCUGCAUGUCCAUGGUGAGCACGUACGAGGCCUUUAUUGCUACACGGGUAGUUCUUGGCUUCACGGAGGCGGGUAUGUCAAAACUAGGACCGCCGGCGCAUUCGGCGGCCUCCUCGCCAGCGCCCUCACCAAAAUCCCCCUGGGGCCCCCUCCACACCUGGCGCAACAUCUUCUUCUUCGAGGGUCUCCUCUCCCUCAUCCUCGGCCUCACCGCCUACUUCCUCCUCCCCGACAGCCCCGCCACAGCCGCCUUCCUCUCCCCCAACGAGCGCGCGCUCGCCGCCGCCCGCAUCGCCGACGACCUGGGCAACGGCGGCCGCAUCGAGGGCCUCGAGGCGAAAUACGUCCGCCGCGCCGUGUGCAACCCCAACACGGCCCUCGUGGCCCUCGCCUCCCUGUGCAGCCUCACGUCCAUGAACUCCAUGGCGCUCUUCGUGCCCUCUAUCCUCCGCGCCAUGGGCCACUCGGGCGCCCGCGCCCAGCUCCUGUCCGCGCCGCCCUACGCCUGGGCCGCCGUCGUGUGCGUGUCCGCCAGCGCGCUGUCGGACCGGAUGCGCACGCGCGGCUUCUGGGUGCUGGCCGUCAUGCCGUUCUCCGUCGUCGGUUUCGGCAUCCUCGCGCUGGCGGAUCCGGAUCGCUUGGGCGGCGCCAUGGGACCGGGGCUGCGCUACUUUGCGCUGUUUUUGUGCUUGACGGGCGUGUUUACCGCGUCUCCGGUUUUGCUGGCCUGGGCUGUCGAGAAUAGCGCGGGACACACCACCCGCGCUGUCGUCGCCGCCUCUGUCGUGGGCUUUGGUAGCACUGGUGGGGUCGUGGCGGCGUGGACGUACCUGCUCCCCGACGCGCCUGGUUAUAUCAAGGGCCACGUGGUCAACUUGGCCUCGGCUUGCGUGUGCAUCGUCGCCGUGGUUGCGGCCAUGUGGCGCCUGGAUAAGGAGAAUCAGUUUCGGAAGGCGGGGGAUGGUUAA